This is a messenger RNA of Aegilops tauschii subsp. strangulata, 3012 nucleotides long. RefSeq names its product wall-associated receptor kinase 1. Gene Ontology annotation, cellular component: plasma membrane. The record is from RefSeq and is a predicted model, not a curated record. Gene Ontology annotation, biological process: protein phosphorylation; cell surface receptor signaling pathway. Gene Ontology annotation, molecular function: polysaccharide binding; ATP binding; calcium ion binding. Lineage: Eukaryota; Viridiplantae; Streptophyta; Magnoliopsida; Poales; Poaceae.
ACCAACACUAAACACCAGACAGACCAGCCUACUGGCGCACCGCAACGAUGAGCAAGGUACUCAUCGCCAUGUCUUUUGUGCUGAUGUUCUCGGCAGCUCCGCCGCAAGCAUCGGCUGCGGUCCAUGGAGCCGCCGGAGGGAUCCUGAAGAUCCCUUCCAAUGACUCCUUGGCUCACUGCAUCACGGGGUGCGGGGACAUCGACUUCACCUAUCCCUUUGGUAUAGGGCCCCGCUGCUUCCGUCAAGGCUUUGAUCUCACCUGCAACCACUCCACCAAGCAUCCCAAGCUCUUCUUAGGUAGCAGCACUGUCCAGAUCACUCGCAUGUACUCCAGCUACGGCAUAGUUAUCACCCCUAUAUUCUUCAACCGUACAACGAGUCCAGGUACAAAUACCUACGACAUGUCAUGGGAGGCCCCUGGAAAAGGUAUUACUAUCGCUAGUUAUAAUACUCUGUUCGUAAUUGGUUGUGAUUUUGACGUCACCAUGUUCGAGUAUGGUACGGGAGACAUGGUUGGUUCUUGUAUGAGUAGAUGCGCCGGCGAAAAGGUACCAACUGGAGGGCCUUGUAAUGGAAGAGGCUGCUGCCUCAUCCCGUUAACAAGGGACCUGCCCGGUUUUCGGGCAAAACUUGUCAGCACUAAUACUACUGCAACGCAAUCAGAUUGGUUGCACCCUGGCAUCAUGGCUUUCGUGUCACCUGAUUAUCAUUACAGAGAUGAUGAUAGUGACAACACUAAUACAACCACUCUAUUCUCAAGUUGGACAAAUGCAAGCAAUAUUUAUGGCGCAGCUCUUAGUGUUAACAUCAUGGACCAACCAAGCUGUCAAAGUGCACAAAUGAAGAAUGCAAGCUAUGCCUGUAGCAACGGUAGCAGUUGCCAGAAUUCCUCAUCUGGUGGUUACGGGUGUUACUGCUCUUCUUAUGAAGAAGGCAACCCUUACAUUUUAGAUGGAUGCAUGGAAGAUUAUAACCCCAAGCCCAAAGAACACUGCCCCACAUCAUGUGGACGCAUUACUGUUCCCUUCCCAUUUGGGCUCGAAGAAGGGUGCUUUGCCAACAAAAAAUUUCAUCUGAAUUGUACAUCUGGUAAUCUCACAGUUUCUUUCUCAGAAAAUGUACAAUAUCAUGUGACUCAUGUAUCCGUGGAAGAUGGGACUCUGACAGUUAGCAACAUGGUGGACGGAAAUCAUGCGAAAGAGCGGAUAGAAAUCCAGACUGACAAUGGAUAUGUAGAAGAGACACCUGUGGAAGCUCAAUUUGAUUUCUCUAUGGAGUUCGAUCACUUUGUUAUAAAGUGGGCGGUUGCCAAUUUAACUUGCCAAGCGGCUAAAAAGGAGGAUACUAUGUAUGCAUGCCGCAGUUCCCACAGCAAGUGCCUAAACGUCACCCACGGGGAAAUAUUUAUGGGCUAUCGUUGCAACUGUUCGUCAGGCUUUCAAGGAAAUCCGUACGUCAAGGAUGGCUGCGAAGACAUCGAUGAAUGUGCACAAUCAAACUACUGCAAUGGGACAUGUCAAAAUUUUCCUGGAAGCUACAACUGCACGGGUUGCCCUCAUGGAAAAGAGUUUAAUCUCAUAAAAAGGCAGUGUGUUACAUCAACAAAGGAACACAAUCUUCGUUUGGGUAUCGCAAUUGGAACUGGAUGUGGCCUAGGCUCCAUACUUAUUGCACUUUGUGUAUCCAUAUUCAUCAACAAGUGGAAGAACGGCAUCCAGAAGAGAAUCCGGCGAGCACACUUCAAGAAAAAUCAAGGCCUACUCUUGGAGCAGCUGAUCUCAGAUGAAAGCGCCACAAACAAAACAAAGAUAUUCUCCUUGGAGGAACUAGAGAAGGCCACCAACAACUUUGAUGCCACUCGUGUUCUUGGUCGUGGAGGACAUGGUACAGUUUAUAAAGGGAUUCUAUCUGACCAACAGGUGGUGGCUAUUAAAAAAUCCAAAAUUGUGGAGCAGACUGAGAUAGACCAAUUUAUCAAUGAGGUCGCUAUUUUAUCUCAAAUCAUUCAUCGCAAUGUGGUAAAGCUAUUUGGUUGUUGCCUCGAAUCUGAGGUGCCUUUGCUGGUGUACGAGUUCAUAGCCAAUGGUACAUUGCAUGACCUUCUUCACAUUGAUGUUACUGCCAAAUGCUUGCUGUCAUGGGAUGAUCGCAUCAGGAUUGCAGUAGAAGCAGCAGGGGCACUUGCCUAUCUGCACUCGGCUGCUGCAAUACCAAUUUUCCAUAGAGACGUGAAAUCUUCUAACAUACUAUUGGAUAGCAGCUUCGCUUCAAAGGUUUCUGACUUUGGUGCUUCAAGGUCUCUUUCCCUGGAUGAGACUCAUGUGGUGACUAUUGUCCAAGGAACAUUUGGUUACCUAGAUCCAGAGUAUUACCAUACCGGGCAGCUAACUGAAAAGAGUGAUGUGUACAGUUUUGGAGUAAUACUUGUGGAACUUUUGACAAGAAAAAAGCCAAUUUUUAUCAAUGAUCUAGGUGCAAAACAAAACUUGUCCCAUUAUUUCGUGGAAGGAUUGCAAGAGGGAGCUAUCAUGGAAAUAAUGGAUCCUCAGGUUGUCAAAGAGGCAAACCCAGAAGAGGUUCAUGAUAUUUGCUCACUUGCGGAAGCAUGCUUGAGACUCAAAGGAAGAGACAGACCUACCAUGAAAGAAGCAGAUAUGAGGUUGCAAUUCAUGAGAACUAAGAGGCUAAGAAAAUGCAAAAUUCUCCCAGCUAGUGAUGAAGAGAUUGAGCCUUUGUUAUGCAUAAAGGUUGGUAAUUCAGAUGUUGUCAAUGAUGGUAAUUCAACAUCAAAAGGCAUCUCUUGUUGCUACAGUCUAGAACAAGAACUUUCAUCAUCGGUCACUUUACCACGCUAAGUAUAUAUGUGCCAUACUACAAUCGCGUCCAUCCUUGUAUUCAUUUGAACUACCAUUUAUUUUCUGUGGAGUCAUAUUAUGUUGCAUAGUUCACUUUAGACGAGAGGAUAUCAUGUAGUCUCGCUUCUGUAUAUUUGCAAUAUUUAUUUGUGGCUCA